AUGGAGCUCCUCGAGGAGAUGAUGGCGUGGGACAUGCUCCCGGACCUGCAGACCUUCUCUGGCCUUAUGGAGCACUUUGUUGGUUGUGAGGAACGGACCGAAAGAGUCCUCUUCGAUGUGGCCGACUUCGGGACUGCAUAUAACACGAUCCUCGGGCGACCAACAAUGGCCCAGUUCAUGGCUGUUGUUCACUACGCGUACCGGGCAAUCAAGAUCCCUGGGCCAAUAGGGUCCAUCACCGUUGUUGGCAACGCCAAGACAGCCCGACACUGCGACAAGAGGAGCCUCGAUAUGGUCGAGCUAACUCUCAAGUCACAGCCCGAGACCGCUGAACCCAGCGAACGGCCAGUAAAAGUCCAGAUCAUCGCUAGCACAGAUGAUCGACGCAAAGCAGUAAGCCUGGACGACACCAACCCGACUAAGACAGUCCAGAUUGGUGCCUCGCUAGACCCCAAAUAG
Phragmites australis (common reed) is the source of this 459-nucleotide messenger RNA. RefSeq lists its product as uncharacterized. The coding region runs from base 1 to 459 and encodes 152 amino acids. The transcript is spliced from 2 exons. Lineage: Eukaryota; Viridiplantae; Streptophyta; Magnoliopsida; Poales; Poaceae. The record is from RefSeq and is a predicted model, not a curated record.